Molecule: messenger RNA, 2191 nt
Organism: Plectropomus leopardus (leopard coralgrouper)
Lineage: Eukaryota; Metazoa; Chordata; Actinopteri; Perciformes; Serranidae
Source: RefSeq, a predicted model, not a curated record
CCUCACUCCUUGCCUGCCUGCCUGUCAGAAGUCCCACAUAUCCCCAGAGGAUAAGAUGCCAUGGAGGCCACAGGGAGAACAGCGCUUUACGUCUCUGUUCUCUUCAUCCUAACAGAAGUCAGCGCUGAGUUCAUCCACAUCCCUACACUGGUCCAUCAUGGCAUUGAAGGGAAGUCCGUGCUCUUGUCUGUAGAGACUCGCUUCCCGCUAGAUGAAGUUGAGAUCCAGGGAACAUGGUCGCACACCAGGCGGAGCGGCACCAGAACCACAUUGGUGACGUUUACUAAAGAGGCCGCAAUCACUGACAUGAUGUACCGCAACCACCUCCUCUUUAGAGAACCCAAUGUUUCAUUGCUAAUCCGAAAAUUAAACCAGGAUGAUGAGGGAGAUUACCACUUGACCCUCAACAUACAGUUUCAUAACAAGACGGGGCUGGUUAUCAAGGAAGAGAGAACUGUGCACAUAACAGUGGAUGUGCCUGUGUCUACUCCAGUCAUUGAGAAGAGCCCAUCAUAUGCAGUCGUAGAGGACAAGGCAAACGUGACCUGGACUUGUUCUGUCGAGAAAGGAACAAGAGUUGUGUUCCAGUGGCUUAGGAACAACAUUGCAAUAGGUCCAAGUGACAGAUACCACUUCUCCCAAGACAACUCGACAUUGUUAAUCAGUCCUGUGAGAAAAGAGGACAAAGGAACUUACCACUGUGUGGCCAGCAACGCGGUCAGCCAGGGUCGGCACAGCAGGGCUGUGGAACUCAACGUCUAUUAUGGCCCCUAUAACCUGGAGGUGAACUCAGGCCAAGGCCUGCGGACAGGAGAAGUGUUCACCAUAAACCCUGGAGAGCUGGUCUUCUUUGAAUGCCAGGCCGACUCAAACCCACCCAACAGCUACGUCUGGAUCUCCAAGAGCCGCAACUCCACUCAGGUCAUCACUGAGGGCCCGCGGCUAGAGGUGCGCUCCUAUAGACUGGCCCAAGCUGAAGAGUACCUGUGCCGCGCCUUCAACAACGUGACGCAGAAGCAGGACGAAGCCCAGUUUACUCUGGUGGUGGCCAGCUUAGGAACAGGGAAAGAGAAGCACACCCAGAAGGACAACUCUGUCUCUCCUCUGGCAGCCAUCACCGUGUGCUCUUUGUUUGUCUUCGGCUGUAUGCUGCUGUUCUUCCUCAGGAGAACCUGCCACCCAAAGAGAGUGCUUAUGAGCAUUUACAACAGGCCGCUUUCAGAGCAGAAACGACCACAUCGUUCGGCCUGUGUACCAACAGGCCAUGAAGAUGCAACAGAAGACUUUGGCAUCUACGAGUUCGUCUCCAUACCCGGGAAAAUGGAAUCUGCGCAGGCAUCGUGCAGAUCAUUGGCUCGCCUCGAGUCAGUUCAGGAUAUGCACACCACCAUCUAUGAUGUGAUCAGACAUGUUCCUGAAACCCCCAGUCACAGUUUGCUAAAGUGAACUGGAAAUUUGACGUGGAACUUAUAGUCCUUUCACUUGAAGACUCCUGUGUAGCUUUAUUCUCUGUCAUCAAAGCCUUUGGUGGCCCGUUUUUUGCACAAGGGAUGAAGGAGAUUUGUGUGAGUACACAACCUGAUCGUGCACUGUUUGAACAGAUGUUAAAUGACUUUUGCUGAUGUUAUUGUGAGAUGAAAGUGUAAGUAUGCCUUGAAAUGUUUGGGUUUUUUUAAUGUGAAAGUAUAAUUGAAAUUAAAACUGUUUGUCUUUUUGGUUCAAAAGUGAAGAUCACUUCAGGUCAUGUUAAACGAAGCUAGUUUAUAUUAAGAGGUACCUGCAAGGUACCCAAACUAUUUAAAACACGUUUAAUUUUGAAUACAAAGGCUUGUUUGCCAUUUUGAUGAUUUUCUUCUAAUUCAACAAUCCCGCCAGUAAGAGUCUGUUCUGUGAGACAAGUGUUAUAAAGAAUGCAUUUUUCUUGUAUGAAAUAUAUUAAGGUUCAUUGUAAAUAUUGUACAUGGAUUAUACUGCAGAUUCUUUAUACAUAUUAUUCUAUUUCUAUGUUUUGCUCCGAUCUAUUUAUUCCCAUGAAACACUUAACUGUUUCCACAAAUGUAGCAUUUUUUCUGCUCAUCAUGAAUAUAAUGAAAUGCUGAAACAAUGAAAAGGAUAAAUGAGUCAUAAAUUAUUGUACAAUUUGCAUUCACAUGUUUGUUUUGUACUUUAUUAAAGAUAUUACUGUUUACUA